Messenger RNA from Orbicella faveolata, 1310 nucleotides. RefSeq names its product H(+)/Cl(-) exchange transporter 6-like. The record is from RefSeq and is a predicted model, not a curated record. Gene Ontology annotation, molecular function: voltage-gated chloride channel activity. Gene Ontology annotation, cellular component: lysosomal membrane; intracellular membrane-bounded organelle. Gene Ontology annotation, biological process: chloride transport; transmembrane transport. Lineage: Eukaryota; Metazoa; Cnidaria; Anthozoa; Scleractinia; Merulinidae.
CUAUGCUAAUUAAGAUCAGAUAUCCAAACACUGUCACCGUCAUGAUUUCGUUUGUCUAUUUAAACUUGAUGAAUUAUUAAUGAGUUUGAGAAUAAAGUAUCUUUAGGUAUUAGUUCUGGAACCUGGUCUGCCAGAUCAAGAGUCCAACACACUUUGUCUCCUACGAACUGGGAUUUUAAACAUUACAAAUUAUGCGUAAAAUAAUGUUUCUUUCUUGAUCUCUUUUUCAGUUUUUCUGUUCCAUGGCUUCCACAUUCACAUUGAACUUUUGUUUGACUGGUAUUUUUGGUUAUGGCUGGGGUUUAUUCAAUCAGCCUGGCUUGCUCAACUUUGGAGACUUCAGGUGUAAGGAAGGAACAGAGAAGUGUGAUCUGUGGAACCUACAGGAUGUUCUGAUCUUCAUUGCUAUGGGCUUUGUUGGUGGUCUUCUUGGAGCCUGGUUCAAUGCUUUGAACAAACAUCUCACAGUCCAUCGCAUCUUGCAUGUCUAUUCACGAGCUAAGCAUGUUAGGAUUCUUGAAGCUGUUCUGGUUGGUUUUCUCACCACUUCAGUAGCAUUCUUUGGUCCAAUAUACCUUGCACGCUGCAAGACACUUCCUCCUGGCAGCACUAAGGGGAAUGACACCAAGCCUUACUUUUGUCAAGAUGGACAGUUCAAUGACAUGGCCACAUUGUUCUUUACCUCUCAGGAGUCAGCAAUCAGGCAACUUUUCCAUCUUGAUGGUGCCUUUAGUCUGACAUCCCUGGGGAUCUUUUUCAUCUGUUUCUACUUCCUGGCCUGCUGGACAUAUGGUGCCAGUGUUCCUAGUGGUCUGUUUGUUCCUUGCUUGUUGUGUGGUGCAGCUUAUGGCCGCUUUAUUGGAGAACUUUGCAGGCUGUUGGGAUACCAGCACACAUAUCAUGGAACAUUUGCACUGAUAGGAGCAGCAUCAUUCUUGGGGGGAGUUGUGCGCAUGACAAUCAGCUUGACUGUCAUCCUAAUAGAAUCAACCAAUGAAAUCAGUUAUGGCCUGCCAAUCAUGAUAACACUCAUGGUAUGUAUAAUCCUGCUUUUUUUAUGUACGGUGUACCUACUUUAAUUUACAGGUUCUGUAAGUAGCUUACUAUGAAACUAUAUCUGUGCAGUAAUGAGUUGACUCUUGUCAUUAUUUAACUUCCAACCCCCAUGCAUUUUCUUUGAUUAUUGUCUGGACUUAUCAUUAUUUCAUCUUAUUGUGUGGCUGGCUCUUUGAGCGGGCAAGAAUCAAAUCCUGCACUGUGAUUGGCUACCUGAGCGGGCAAGAUAGAGUUAUCUUGCCCGCUCAGGACUA